AUGCUGCGAACUCCAGUUGUCAAGCUCGCAAGAGCAUCUUCCAUCAAAAGACCUUUCUCAAUCUCUGCUCGGAGAGCGUCGGAGGGAGAUACCGGUGCCCCCAGAUCUGGCGGAAUUGCUGCAAGUGACUCAUGGACCAAACGAGAGCAGGCCAGCGAAACCAAAUUCAUUCGGGAACGGGAAAUGGAGAGUCUGCGAAAGUUGAAAGAGAAGCUCGCCCAGCAGCGAAAGCACCUCGAUGAAUUGGAUCAGCACAUCAAGGACUUGGAGAGCGACCGUGCGGGAGAGCAGUAA
Molecule: messenger RNA, 294 nt
Organism: Rhinocladiella mackenziei CBS 650.93
Lineage: Eukaryota; Fungi; Ascomycota; Eurotiomycetes; Chaetothyriales; Herpotrichiellaceae
Exons: 3
Coding region: 1-294 (97 amino acids)
Biological process (GO): negative regulation of ATP-dependent activity
Cellular component (GO): mitochondrion
Molecular function (GO): ATPase inhibitor activity
Source: RefSeq, a predicted model, not a curated record